UGCACUUUUGGAUGUCAGUGUUGCGAAAGUGUUUCGGUUCUGACAACACAGGUUCCAAACGCGCUUGAUUGUUUUGUGCAUGUAUGAAUUUCUAGUGAACCUUCACAAGAUCCAGUCCAAACCUCCAGGAUGUACACCGCCGGUCUCAAUCCGUUUUACGCCUCAAAUUUCAGCCUUUGGUCUGCGUACUGCGCAGGAGGCUUCGCGGUGGACACCAGCAAGAAACCGUCGUUUUGCAUCGCGGAACUCCUCCGAGCCGGUGAUGCAGAGAACAUGCCGGGCUCCUCGGCCCUCAUGGUGCACGUGGGCCAGCACCGCGCGUCCUCCGGCGGCUCCCCGCUGCGUCCCUCUACAGGCGGACCGGGGGAGGCUCGCGCGUCUGUGUACGGGGCAAGGGCAAGCCCCGCGUCUCCGUACCACAGGCAAGGACUACAACUUACCUCGGUGCCUAGAGGAGCUCUCAACAGCUCGCAGGCCCCUCCGCCUUCAAGCAAAGACCUCAAAUUUGGAAUUGAUCGGAUAUUGUCCACGGAUUUUGACGCAAAGGGGAAGGACAAGUUGAGAGAUCUCACAUCCAUCGUUAGCUCCAACCGUCAGUCAGGCGUCCACAUCCCUCUUCAGCCUGCCGCUGGCCAGUACUUCUCCUCCAUAGAACCUGGGAUGAGCGAGGCUUCCGCCAUGAUGAGUUCACUGGGCAGCGGCGGCAGACAAUCAGGCCAACAUCAGUUUCAAGACACUUUCCCAGGCCCGUACGCCGUCCUCACCAAAGACACAAUGCCGCAGACAUACAAGAGGAAACGCUCCUGGUCCAGGGCGGUCUUCUCCAACCUGCAAAGAAAAGGCCUGGAGAAGCGGUUUGAGAUCCAGAAAUACGUCACCAAGCCUGACAGAAAACAACUGGCUGCCAUGCUCGGAUUGACAGACGCGCAGGUGAAAGUGUGGUUCCAGAAUCGACGCAUGAAGUGGCGACACUCUAAAGAGGCCCAGGCCCAGAAAGACAAGGACAAAGAGCAGCCGGACGGGGACGGGACGCCGGAGUCCGGAAGGGACCCCAAAGAGACAGCCGAGUCCGAGUGCGAGAGCGACGUUGAGCGUAGCGAAUGCGAAUGCGAGUCCGACGACGCUCCGGAGGGAGACAAGAGCGACGCGAUGCACAAUGUGGACCUUUGUGAGCGCAACAAAACCAGCGUAAUCAUCAAUGCCGGCGUGGAGGCGGCUCACUCGGACUCGGGUUCUUCUUCGUCGGCGUCCCCCCAGCUUCUAAUAUGAAGGGUCGGUUCGGUUCGGGUCGACUUCGAUCUGCAUCCAUUCAACUGGAGCGGAGUGAUUCAAUCCAUGACGGACACAAUAAAGCAAGCUUCCCCUGAAAGACGUUUUUAUUUCAUUCUACUUGAGCAUGCAUGAUGCUUUCCGCAGAGGGUUGCAAACAAAUCAAAUAUGUCGUAAAUUGUACAAGCACUAUUUUCUUUCACCUUGUGUCAGUGAAAUCUCGGAACGCACACACACGCCUGUGUACAUGUCUUCUUGCGUGUCAUGCUAUAUUGUUAAUAUAAUUUGCACUGAAAAUAUUGUAAAUAAAAUGCUUUUUUCUCUGUCUCCAA
Messenger RNA from Syngnathus acus (greater pipefish), 1601 nucleotides. It is a transcript of the gene hlx1, whose product is annotated as H2.0-like homeo box 1 (Drosophila). Gene Ontology annotation, biological process: regulation of DNA-templated transcription. Gene Ontology annotation, molecular function: sequence-specific DNA binding; DNA-binding transcription factor activity, RNA polymerase II-specific. Bases 130 to 1269 code for a protein of 379 amino acids. The transcript has 4 exons. Lineage: Eukaryota; Metazoa; Chordata; Actinopteri; Syngnathiformes; Syngnathidae. The record is from RefSeq and is a predicted model, not a curated record.